AUGUCAUCGUCAUCAUCAUCAUCAAGUGACAAAUCAUCGUCACCUGACUUGAGUCUCUUCUGUGACGGCUCAUCUACCCUUAGGAAGAUCUUUUACACCGUCCGUUUUCAAUCGUUGCUUUUCAUAAACUUUGUGCCUGUACGUGCAUCAAAGACGUGCACCAUACGAUCAAGGCAAACUGCUGUAUGGAAGCGUCAGGUGGCACGCAAUGUCCCGAAUGGAUCCGACUGGUCCUGUGCAUCGGCCCAAAUGCUUCAAAGCGACUGA
Plasmopara halstedii is the source of this 267-nucleotide messenger RNA. RefSeq lists its product as uncharacterized. The transcript is spliced from 2 exons. The coding region runs from base 1 to 267 and encodes 88 amino acids. The record is from RefSeq and is a predicted model, not a curated record. Lineage: Eukaryota; Oomycota; Peronosporomycetes; Peronosporales; Peronosporaceae.